Molecule: messenger RNA, 1038 nt
Organism: Chenopodium quinoa (quinoa)
Lineage: Eukaryota; Viridiplantae; Streptophyta; Magnoliopsida; Caryophyllales; Amaranthaceae
Exons: 4
Coding region: 1-1038 (345 amino acids)
Source: RefSeq, a predicted model, not a curated record
AUGGAGAUGAAGGGAAAGAAUGUGGUGAUGGUAGCCAUGAUGCUUAUGCUCAUCAUUGUUGUCACCUCUGCCAAUACCAUUAACGAUAAUGGUAACGAUAACAAUGAUGAGCUUAUUACUCUCCCAUCACAAAACAUUCUCAUGCUACUCGAUCGAGUCAUAUCUCCUAAAAUCAACCAUAAUCUUGGUUGUGUUGAUUCUGCUAUUAGCAAGGGCCAAUUGUGUGGAUGCUCGAAGAUAGUUGAUAUACUCAACAUAUAUGAAGCAACUUCCGUACAGAAAAUUAACUAUGAAAAAUCGGAGGUCUCUUUUCGCAAAGGCGUAAAUGUUUCGAAACAGGGAGAGUUGGUUGAUUUAUUGCAGAUGCGGCCUGUAGUUAAACAUGAAAAAUAUCUUGGGCUUCCUACUAUCGUCGGAAGAUCUAAGAGAAUGGUGCUUGCGGCCUUGAAAGAUAGAAUAUGGAAAAAGUUGCAGGGCUACAAAGGGAGGCUUUUAUCGAGAUCCGAGAAGGAAGUUCUUAUAAAAUCAGUGAUCCAAGCCAUCCCGACUUAUUUGAUGGGGGUGUACAAGUUGCCUAAUAGUGUCAUCGAGGAAAUUCGUGGCCUUACAGCAAGAUUUUGGUGGGGAAAUUCGGAUUCUAGAAGGAGAGUUCAUUGGCUAAAUUGGGAGGUUAUGUGCAAACCGAAGUGUUUGGGUGGGAUGGGGUUUCGAGAUAUGGGAGUUUUUAAUAAAGCUCUCCUUGGAUGUGAAUGCUCUGAGCUUGCUGUCACUGAACCAGCUUUUGAUUUCAAAGAAAUGCUUUUGGAUUGGAAGCAAAAGAAUGAGAGAAAGUGCCUUGUUAAGGUUGCAUUCUAUGGCAGAUAUAGAGCCGUAGGAAUGAGAAACAAGAGCAAGUGCAAUAGCCCGAAGAAAUGGCUCCCUCCUCCUUCUGAUUUCGUGAAGAUCGACUGUGAUGCUUGCCUUAAGACCGAUGGCUGGAUUGGUCUUGGGGCUGCUCCUAGAAACGCUGCAGGGGAGGUCCUAUUUGAAGGGGGGUGA